CGUGCGCUCGACCAGGCGGCGGUGGCGCGGGUGGUGGCUGCUGUGGUGGCUGUGGGGACGGAGGCAGUGAAGUGCCAUCUUCGGCUAGGUCGUCACAGGCUUCGGCUCAUGGCAUCGAGUAGCAUCUAUUAUAAGAUCAUUUACUGAAGACAAUAUGCAAAAUUCUCACAUGGAUGAAUACAGAAAUUCUAGUAAUGGCAGCACAGGCAAUAGUUCAGAGGUAGUGGUAGAACAUCCUACUGAUUUCAGUACUGAGAUUAUGAAUGUUACAGAAAUGGAACAGUCACCUGAUGACUCUCCCAAUGUGAAUGCAUCUACAGAAGAAAGUGAAAUGGCAAGUGCUGUGGACCUUCCAGUAACGCUGACAGAAACAGAAGCAAAUUUCCCUCCAGAAUAUGAAAAAUUUUGGAAAACUGUGGAAAAUAAUCCUCAGGAUUUUACAGGCUGGGUAUAUUUGCUUCAAUAUGUAGAACAGGAGAAUCACUUGAUGGCUGCCAGGAAAGCAUUUGACAGAUUUUUCAUACACUAUCCAUAUUGCUAUGGUUACUGGAAAAAGUAUGCGGACCUUGAAAAGCGGCACGACAACAUUAAACCAUCAGAUGAGGUGCGUUAAACCUCUACAGUUUGUCAAGCUUUGCAGUGCAAGCCUCUGUAUUACACUGCAGCUUAACAAGUAGGGCAGGGCUUUUCUCUCACUUACAUUUAUUUCUCAUUUUCCAAACAAUAUAGUUGGUUUGCUAGUCACAUUUGCUACGUCUUAUUGCAUUUUUGGUCAGACGCUGUCAUUGAUGCUCUAAUGGGUCUGUGCCCUAUGGUCUGUAACCCAAAGCCUGCCCACACAACCCGGUCAGAAUGCAGGGACUGCUGCGCUUUGAAGAUCAAGACUCUGCACGUGGGGAUCAGAACAUUGCCAUGUUCUAUCCAACCUCCACCCAAAUGGUUUAUCGGCGGGGGCUUCAGGCAAUACCUCUUAGUGUUGACCUUUGGAUACAUUAUAUAAACUUCUUAAAAGAAACAUUGGACCCUGGUGAUCCUGAGACAAACAAUACAAUAAGAGGAACUUUUGAGCAUGCUGUUCUAGCUGCAGGAACAGAUUUCCGUUCUGACAGACUGUGGGAAAUGUAUAUAAACUGGGAAAAUGAGCAGGGAAACCUGAGAGAAGUUACAGCUAUAUAUGAUCGUAUUCUUGGUAUUCCAACACAGCUGUAUAGUCAUCAUUUUCAGAGAUUUAAAGAACAUGUACAGAAUAACUUGCCUAGAGAUCUUUUAACUGGUGAACAGUUUAUUCAGUUGCGAAGGGAGUUAGCUUCUGUAAAUGGACAUAGUGGUGAUGAUGGUCCCCCUGGUGAUGAUCUACCAUCGGGAAUUGAAGACAUAACUGAUCCUGCAAAGUUAAUUACAGAAAUAGAAAACAUGAGACAUAGAAUCAUUGAGAUUCAUCAAGAAAUGUUUAAUUAUAAUGAGCAUGAAGUUAGUAAAAGGUGGACAUUUGAAGAAGGUAUUAAAAGACCUUACUUUCAUGUGAAACCUUUGGAAAAGGCACAACUAAAAAACUGGAAAGAAUACUUAGAAUUUGAAAUUGAAAAUGGGACUCAUGAACGAGUUGUGGUUCUCUUUGAAAGAUGUGUCAUAUCAUGUGCCCUCUAUGAGGAGUUUUGGAUUAAGUAUGCCAAGUACAUGGAAAACCAUAGCAUUGAAGGAGUGAGGCAUGUCUUCAGCAGAGCUUGUACUAUACAUCUCCCAAAGAAACCCAUGGUGCAUAUGCUUUGGGCAGCUUUUGAGGAGCAGCAGGGUAAUAUUAAUGAAGCCAGGAAUAUCUUGAGAACAUUUGAAGAAUGUGUUCUAGGAUUGGCAAUGGUUCGUUUACGAAGAGUAAGUUUAGAACGACGGCAUGGAAAUCUGGAAGAAGCUGAACAUUUGCUUCAGGAUGCCAUUAAGAAUGCCAAAUCAAAUAAUGAAUCUUCAUUUUAUGCUGUCAAACUAGCCCGGCAUCUUUUCAAAAUACAGAAAAACCUUCCAAAAUCAAGAAAGGUGCUUUUGGAAGCAAUCGAAAGAGACAAAGAGAAUACAAAGUUAUACCUCAAUUUACUUGAAAUGGAAUAUAGUGGUGACCUCAAACAAAAUGAAGAAAAUAUCCUAAAUUGUUUUGACAAAGCUGUACAUGGUUCAUUACCUAUUAAAAUGAGAAUUACAUUUUCUCAGAGAAAAGUGGAAUUUCUUGAAGAUUUUGGUUCUGAUGUUAAUAAGCUUCUGAAUGCUUAUGAUGAACAUCAAACACUCCUAAAAGAACAGGAUUCUUUAAAAAGGAAAGCAGAAAAUGGAUCAGAAGAACCAGAGGAAAAGAAAGCACACACAGAAGAUACAACUUCAUCAUCUACACAGAUGAUUGAUGGUGAUUUACAGGCAAACCAAGCUGUAUAUAAUUAUAGUGCAUGGUAUCAAUACAAUUAUCAGAAUCCUUGGAAUUACGGACAAUAUUAUCCUCCCCCUCCAACCUGAUGGGAAAAGUGUAAAUUUCAAAUGGAGUGUGUGAAAAGUUUGAAAUUAUUAUUUUUUUUAAUGAGGGAUGUAAACAGUAUAAGCUUGUUGUAUUUGAAAACCUGUCUUCCUUGUUUCUGUGUAACAUGAUUUGUUUAGUAAUAGGGGAAAAAUGUCAAUUAGUAGCUUACCACAGAUACUGAUACUGUUUCCUACCAUUUAUAAAAUUUACUUUUUAUUGAAGAACUAUUUUUUGAUUUUUGCAUUAAGUGGUCUAGAAUUCUUUUGCAAUGCAUUUGCAACAGAAUUUUGUAGCCUUAAGGGGUAGGAAGAAAAACCUGACUGCAAAUCAUGUCAGUGUUGUACAAAAUUCUGACAACACAUAAGGGCUGGUUAUUAAGGAUUUGCCUCUUUUUUUUUUUUUUUUUUUUUUAAAAAAAAGGACUUCAACCUUUGCUAUCAAGGUUUUGUCUGUUUCAGUUAUACUUGUGAAUUGUGAUCUAACGGCAGAAAGGAUAUAUUAUUAAAAUACUAUGCCUUGGAAUAGAGAGAUUAUAAAUGAGAAAAUGGAAUGUUUGCAUCCCUUUAAAAAUGAAAAUCAUAUCAAAAGUAUGUUGUUUCAGGAGACUUUGUAUUUAGAAUAUUCAUGUAAAACUUGUGAACAAGCUUUCAUUUUGAUCAAACUGAUCAUCUUCAUUUUUGUAAUAAAAUGGAAGACUCAUCCAGUAA
Messenger RNA from Rhinopithecus roxellana (golden snub-nosed monkey), 3207 nucleotides. RefSeq names its product pre-mRNA processing factor 39 (gene PRPF39). Gene Ontology annotation, cellular component: U2-type prespliceosome; U1 snRNP; commitment complex. Lineage: Eukaryota; Metazoa; Chordata; Mammalia; Primates; Cercopithecidae. The record is from RefSeq and is a predicted model, not a curated record. Bases 853 to 2499 code for a protein of 548 amino acids. The transcript is spliced from 15 exons. Gene Ontology annotation, molecular function: protein binding. Gene Ontology annotation, biological process: mRNA 5'-splice site recognition; RNA processing.